AUGUGGAAACUCGUCACACUACUAUUCCUCACUCUCCUUUCUACAGUAACCCCAACCGAUGUUCUUCAACAACGCCUUCAAACUGAGCUACUAAUCAAUCAGGUAAAUUCUGCUCAGCAAUUGUGGACCGCUGGACACCAAGAUGCUCCGAAAGAGCGGAUUCUGAAAUACCUGAUGAAAGCAGAGCAUGUGAAACCUCAUCGAGAGGAGGAUGUUGUUCAAGUCGACGUCGCCGAUGCUAUCCCAGAUCACUAUGAUGUCAGAGACCACUUUUCUCAAUGCAUCUCCGUGAACAACAUUCGAGACCAAUCGCACUGCGGAUCGUGUUGGGCUGUCGCUGCCGCUGAAGCAAUUUCCGACAGAACUUGUAUAGCAUCGAAUGGAGUUGUCAACACUCUGUUGUCCGCUGAAGACAUUCUCACGUGUUGUAUCGGAGAGUAUUAUUGUGGUGAUGGUUGCGAAGGAGGUUACCCAAUCCAAGCCUGGAAGUACUGGGUCAAAAACGGACUCGUCACCGGAGGAUCCUACGAAUCUCAAUUCGGAUGCAAGCCAUACUCCAUCGCCCCAUGCGGACAGACUGUCAACGGUGUCACCUGGCCAAAGUGCCCGAAUAGUGACGCGGAUACCCCUAAGUGUGUAGAUCACUGCACCUCGAAUAGCUCCUACCCGAUUCCAUAUGAGAAGGAUAAGCAUUAUGGAGCCACUGCUUAUGCAGUCAGUCGUAAAGUCGAUCAAAUCCAAUCGGAGAUCCUUAAAAACGGCCCGGUCGAGGUGGGAUUCACGGUGUAUGCUGACUUUUAUCAAUACAAAUCGGGAGUCUACGUUCAUGUCGCUGGACCAGAACUCGGUGGCCAUGCAGUCAAGUUGCUUGGAUGGGGAGUGGAUAAUGGGACUCCGUAUUGGCUCGCUGCGAAUUCAUGGAACACGAAUUGGGGGGAGAAUGGGUAUUUCAGAAUUCUGCGAGGAGUGAAUGAGUGUGGAAUCGAGUCGCAAGUGGUGGCAGGGAUGCCCGAUUUGGAGAGACAUAAUUGA
This is a messenger RNA of Caenorhabditis remanei, 1032 nucleotides long. RefSeq lists its product as uncharacterized. Gene Ontology annotation, molecular function: cysteine-type endopeptidase activity. Lineage: Eukaryota; Metazoa; Nematoda; Chromadorea; Rhabditida; Rhabditidae. Gene Ontology annotation, cellular component: lysosome. The record is from RefSeq and is a predicted model, not a curated record. The transcript has 3 exons. The coding region runs from base 1 to 1032 and encodes 343 amino acids.